UCAUCAGUGCAAAGUCGAAAAUCUGGCGGUAAACACUGCUGUAUCGCGAUCCGCGAGAAAAACAUAAAAAACAAAAGCAAAACAAAAAACGAAAAAAGAAAAAACAAACAAAAACCCGCCAGCCAACCGAAGGAGAUGAAUCGAACUUCGCUGUCCAGUGGCAGCACCAGCCGCAGACUUCCGGCUCUCUUGUUUGUCCUGCUGCUCUGCCUGGUGGCCAGGACCAACGGUCGUCCUUCGCAAGAGGACGAGAGCGACUUGGCCAUCAUUCCGCCGGAUGCCGACAAUGUGGAGAUCCAUAAGGUUAAAAUAGUGAACGGUGUCAUGCAAGAAGAUCAUCCGGUUAUCAUGUACAAGGAGGACUUCGUCAGCGAGGAUUAUGAUCCAACAAAAAGCGAAACAAAUCCUAGUCACCACAAGAAGCAUAAGCGGACGCGGCUCCAUCAUGCAAAGCAAGUAACUGGAACAGAAAAGAAGGAGGACCAGAUCCUUUUCGAUAUUCUGCCCGACAAGCCGAUCGUCCUGGAAGAGGACCUCAAGGCUCUCCCACACAGCAAAGUUGGGGCUGCCCAACUGGCGGAACCCAUCAAGGAAGAGUGGCUGGCUAAGCAUCCCAAGAAGUACCACAGUCGCCAGCGACGACAGGCUCCUGUAAGCUUUGAGAAAGUCCUGCAAUACUACUAUGGCACUCCGGAAAUAAAAUUUGUGUCUCCCUUAACUUAUACGCAUUUUCGCAUUUCAGUGAAGGGUAAGAAACCCCAUCUGGUGGGGCCUCCGAAUCGUAGGAAUCAGGGCCAAGAGAAUAUCCCAACGCCAGACUCGGUCGAUUCUAGAGGAGAAUUCGAUUUAAUACACAAUUCAAAUCAAGCGGAUGCGGAUUUCUCGAUCUACAACCGUUCGUCUACGACUACUGCCAGGCCAAUCUUUCAAAUCAAUGAUAGUGACUUUGUGACCUCGGCACCAUCGUGGCGUCCGUCGAACAGCAUACGCCGGCCGCCCCCCACCCGCUCCCCCGUUGUGGGACUGCCCACCAUGCGGCCCAACGCAAGGCCUGUCCCACAAACAGGGGGGGUCGAUAGUGAGCCCAAGGUCAGCAGGUGUGUGUGGGCGAUCGUCAACUGCUGCACGGGCGAGAGCAAGAAGGUGCGGUACAACUGCUUCGAGGAGUUCGGAUGCCAUGGAGCCUUCUGGGACAUCAAUCCGUGUGCCGAUGAGGGCGUGAAGCAAGGUGCGCUCACCAAGGUCCUGGACGCCUUCCAAAACCAAUGAGCAUUGAAUUGAUCCACUGACUUGCUCAGAUUGUCUCAAACGCAAGCUUAAUUUAUUUUAAACAUAGAUUAAGUUAUAGCAUUUGUAAAUAUACACCACUAGCAUUUGCAUAACAAUAUUUCGAAUUUUAAAGCGUAACAGUAUCACUAAAAGGCUGUCGUGAAUAAUUGAACUUUAAUAUUGAAGAGUACACCAAUGCUGAAUAACAAUGCUAAUCAAAUGCGUUACUCGUUUGAAUACUUUAAAUGUUGAUACAAUGUGGAGAUUUCUAAGGGUGCGUAGAUAUGGUAAUGGGUAUCUCACAGUCGGGACACUCGACUGUACCAUCCUUUUAUGUGUUUUUCUUCUUUUUAUUCAAGCUUCCAUAACCCGGUGAAGGACACAACUAACAGAGGGUUUGGUUUCCAACUGCCACACACAUAUAUUUUUUCAGCUGUGCUGUCAAUUAUCGCAUCCACUUCGUUACAUCCAAAAACCAAAUUAAAAUUUAUCCAUUUACUCUUACGACUUGAAUAUGUUUGUUUAAUUGGUUGCCAAUCGAGUGUCCAGCCGGAUUACAUCGCUCUCAAUUCAAUUGCAAUUACACAAUCCCUUCAGCCAUAUCAAUUAACCAGCUGCCAGGAGUCCACUGGCCAUUGAUGGCAUAUUUUUUAAUUGGCCGUCUAUAUCGUGCCGCAGAACACAAUUUACACCUACAAAUCCAAUUGCAGCUGGAUUGUUUUGGAAACACACUAAAGGAUAUAAUUAUGUAUCUUGUUCCUUCAUAAUUGGCACAUGCAUGCACACGUACACAGAACCAAAUGAUAUGGUGAUAUACUAAGCGUAAAUUAACUUUUCAUAGAGAUAUGUAUGUACUUCCCUGU
Messenger RNA from Drosophila melanogaster (fruit fly), 2132 nucleotides. RefSeq names its product hadley (gene hdly). The coding region runs from base 136 to 1269 and encodes 377 amino acids. The transcript is spliced from 6 exons. The record is from RefSeq and is marked reviewed. NCBI's taxonomy places the organism in Eukaryota, Metazoa, Arthropoda, Insecta, Diptera, Drosophilidae.